Molecule: messenger RNA, 1152 nt
Organism: Glossina fuscipes
Lineage: Eukaryota; Metazoa; Arthropoda; Insecta; Diptera; Glossinidae
Product: protein rogdi-like
Exons: 6
Coding region: 372-1076 (234 amino acids)
Cellular component (GO): RAVE complex
Source: RefSeq, a predicted model, not a curated record
AAUUAUAUGGAAAAUUUGAUUUUCCUUUUGUGAAUGGGAAAUGUGAAAAGACAAUAAAGUGAUUUAUAGAAUAAAAGGCCAAAAAAGUAUUUCUCAAGUACUUGUUAAUUAUGAUUCAAGUGGUUGCAAAUCCAAAUGAAGGCUAUAUUCAUAUUGAAACGAACGCUAAAUACCCGUCACCGUAACGAACAUAACGUAUAUAUUAUUCAUAAUUAAUGAUAUAAUCAAUUAACUAUGGGAAAAACCACUACGAGAUUCGAAAUAUAAAUUUGAAGUUUAAAGAUUGAAUUUGAAGUUUUGUGAUUUUAAAAAUUCCAAUAGAAGAAAAUUUAAUAGAGAUAGAUAGAUAACAAAUCGAAUUCGAAUGGUUGAUGAAGGCCGAAGUUCAUGCUAUAUUAAAAAAACUACGUGAACUAUUAAUUGAAUGCGCCAUCCGUUUUCCCGUACCAUUGUAUGAUAACGAAGGUAAACGCACUGAAAAAUAUCAUUUGGUCGCAUCACAAGAUCAACUUAAAUGUUCGGUAACAUUAACGGGUGAUAGUAUUACACAAGCGGAUAUUAGUUACAAAAUCAAGCGUACAUCAAAUCAAAUUCAACGUACGUGCAUUACGUCCGAUGCCCCCUGGAAAUUACAACAAGUACAAGAUGCGGCUAAUCACUUGCAACAGGCGAAAAAUCAUAUCGAUAAUAUUGAUGAGAAUUAUAAUUUUCGGUCAGCAGAAGAAGUCUUGCAAAUUAUUGGAGAGCUUGUCGCGGCUCUGCAACGAGGGCGUUCCAGCCUUUUAAUACCGAAGAAACGGUCAAUAGAAGAACUUAUGAAAGGCAGGAAUAUGAAAUCUCUUUCCCCCAAUUUACCAGAUGAUCAGGCAAUAUCGUUCUUUUUGCAAUGCCAUAAGCUUGUCAUAGCAGUCUAUCAAUUGCUGAAUGUUCAAGGAACAGUCAAAAUGGAAGCGACACAAGCUGAAUGUUCGGUAGGUUGGCUAAAUGAAGUCUUAGUACUAUUCACUGUCGCCCUGACACUCUGCCAGCAAUUAAAGGAUAAAAUUAAUGCAUUUAAAACAGAUGUUCUAAGUUAGUAGAUUAGAAAUAAAUAUGUAUAAAGCGUGGUUUGUGGUUUUUUUUUUUUUGUUGUGGUUUUGUUGAAUUGUUUAU